UAGAGACAAUAAUCAGAAUAUUUGCUUUUUCGGGAAACAAAUUAAUUCCUCUAUAAAAUUCACAUUAGAAAAUUGGAUCAGACACAUGUUAAAGAAUAUUUAACAUUUGUAUUGCAACCAGAGCGAAAUUAGGUGAAUUUCAAGCAAUCGGUGUCGAUAUUAUUGAGCAACAAACCGAAGUUAUUUUUUUCUGUUUUACAGAAUACUGCUCAUUUGCUUUUCAUCGCAUAAAUCAUCUCACAGUUAUGGCAUAUCGAUACGGCUCCGUUAACAUAACGCGAUGGCAAUUGGCGCUGCUGAUUGGUACACCCGUCGCAAUUGGUUUGGGUGUUUACAUUUACAGGAACUCGAUUAAGGACAAAAAAUCCAUUAGCGACAAUGAUGCGUCGAAGAGCGCCGCUGAGCGUAAGAAGGGUCUUCCGACCAAGAAUAAAAACCAAACUAUAUCAAUUGAUGGCACCGGCGAAGAUAAGGAGCUAGAGCGUAAGAAAAAGAGUGCCGAACUGGGAAGCGAGAAGUUGUCCCCCCUAAAGGAGGCCACUAUGUACAAGAAUGAGGGUAAUGUUUGCUACCGCAAUGGCAAAUAUGACGAAGCGAUUUCAUUUUAUGAUAAAGCCAUUGACAAAUGUCCGCCAGAAAAUCGCACAGACCUCGCAAUUUUCUACCAAAAUCGUGCGGCCUCUUACGAAAUGUUGAAAAAGUGGAACAGAGUAAAAGAGGAUUGUUCGCAUUCGCUUGAAUACAAUCCACGUUACGCGAAAGCAUAUUAUAGACGCGCUAAAGCGCACGAGGCCACUAAUGAUUUAAUGGAAUGCUUAGAUGAUGUCACAGCUACUUGUAUUUUAGAAAUGUUCCAAAAUAACAGUACAAUAAUGUAUGCUGAUCGCAUUCUAAAGCAGACGGGCCGUGAUGACACAGCGCGUGGUAUUAAGGAGCAUGAGCCAGUGCUGCCAUCUAAGAACUUCAUUCAUACUUUUCUACGUUCAUUUAUUGCUGAUCCAAUAGAUGCAGUAACUGUGCCUGCUGCAAAGGAAGAAGGAGGUUUGAAAGGAUUUGCACGCGCAAAAAAAGCAUUAGAGGAAGCGCAGUAUGGCGAUGUGAUGUCAGCGUGUACAGAAGAAAUCGAAACUUCCGAAUCAGAGUCGCAGUAUAAAACGGAAGCCUUGUUGUUGCGCGGUACAUUUCAUCUACUCUCGGGCAACUUCAGUGCGGCGCAGCAAGAUUUGGAUGCUGUGAUCAAUAAUGCUGAUGCUGAUGUGUCGCUGCAUGUUGCUGCCCUCAUUAAACGUGCCUCCUUGCACAUACAGCAAGAAGAGAAGGACUUGGGCCUAGCUGAUUUCGAGGCCGCAUCCAAAUUGCAACCAGAAAAUCCCGAUGUUUAUCACCAACGUGCACAAUUUUAUAUAUUGAUUGACCAGCUACCUGAAGCCUUGAGCGAAUUCGAAAAAGUCGUUAAGAUGGCGCCAAGUCAUGCAAUGGCCUAUAUACAGAAGUGUUAUGCCGAAUAUCGUAUGGCUUUAAUGGCACAAGAUCAAAUUCGACUGAUGAUAGUGAUGAACGAAUUCAAGAAUGCCAUUGAAAAAUUCCCGGACUGUGUCGAGUGCUAUAGCCUGAUGGCGCAAGUUUUGUGCGACCAACAACAAUUCCAGCAAGCGGAUCAAUUCUAUGAGAAAGCUCUAAAAUUGGCGCCCGAAAAUGCAUCAUUGUACGUUCAUCGUGGCAUACUGCUGCUGCAAUGGAAGGGUGAUGUUGACAAAGCAGUCGAACUUAUGCUUCAAGCUAUGGAGGUAGACAAUAAGUGUUUACUGGCCUACGAAACACUCGGCACUAUUGAAGUGCAACGUGCAAACUUAAAUCGUGCAGUUGAACUAUUUGAGAAGGCAAUUAAAUUUUCAAAGAGUCGAUCCGAAAUGUCGCAUCUGUAUGCAUUGCGGAAUGCCGCAGUGGCUCAAGUAAAUGUUACACGCAAAUUAGGUAUUGAUAUGUCGACAAUAUCGGCAUUGGCGCAAUCGGGAGCAAUGCCAACGGCUCUGUAAAAAGUGAGCGAUGAGAAGAAACACUACGAAAUGCUACAUAGUAGAAUCGUGUUUAAGUAAUUUCGCCUGCAAUAUAACUAAAAGUGUAAGAAAUUUUAACGAACUAAAGGAUAAAACCGGAACAACCGCAAAAAGUGUGCUCUAAUAAGCAUACUUGCAUUUCUCGCCAUUUAACCCAACCUUAAUGAGCAAAGUCUAAUGGGUGUAGUAGGAGAAGUAGAAAUAUUUAUAUGUAUGUAUAUGAAAUAUGAAGUGCUAAGGUUGCUGGUGCGUCAAAGCGUUCCAACGCAUGCGCCCAAUUGGGCAUCAUAUAAAUUAUUUGAAAGGUAUUGAAUCUUUGUUAGACUGUAACGCUUACCGUUUAAUUAGAUUUUGUUUUUGGUAAUUCAAAUACAUAAAAAGUUAUCUAAUAACGAUCUACAACAAUACAUUUGCUCACCACAUUGUUUCAUAUACCUGUAUACAUAUUUUCAUUUUGAAUUCUGAGCUCGAUUGAUGGAGUUCAAAAGUUCCAAAACGCCACCUACAUAUGUCUUGUUUUAAAAGAAAAUAGUAUUGAAAAAUAGAAACAGGUUUUACAAAGAUAAUGUUUAAGUUAUGUAGUUAUCCUUGUUAUUAAUAAAAAGUUAUGAUUUUUUUAAUUUUUGUUGAUAUGACAUUUAAUGUAUUUGUAGGCGGCAUGAUAGGUCACAUUGUAUACACUAAACACUAAAUUAGACCAUAAUUUAUUUACGCUUAUAUCGUUGUUAUUGAUAAAAAUAAAUACAUUUAGAGCUAAUAUAUUAGCACUUUAUUGAAACAGA
Messenger RNA from Anastrepha obliqua, 2839 nucleotides. RefSeq names its product mitochondrial import receptor subunit TOM70 (gene Tom70). The record is from RefSeq and is a predicted model, not a curated record. Gene Ontology annotation, molecular function: protein binding. The transcript is spliced from 3 exons. Bases 246 to 2036 code for a protein of 596 amino acids. Lineage: Eukaryota; Metazoa; Arthropoda; Insecta; Diptera; Tephritidae.